Camelina sativa (false flax) is the source of this 4923-nucleotide messenger RNA. NCBI's taxonomy places the organism in Eukaryota, Viridiplantae, Streptophyta, Magnoliopsida, Brassicales, Brassicaceae. The record is from RefSeq and is a predicted model, not a curated record.
CCUUUAUAGUGUUUAGUCCUCUGUCUUGCUUUACUACUCUCACUAAACGUAAUCCUUGCUUGGUCCUCUGUCUUUCUUUACUAUUCUCACUAAACGUAAUCUUUGCUUGGUCCUCUGUCUUGCUUUACUAGUUACUACUCUCACUAAACGUAAUCUUGUUGGGUCCUCUGCCUUGCUUUGCUACUCUCGCUAAACGUAAUCCUAGCUUGGUCCCCUCUGCCUUGCUUUACUACUCUCACUAAACCUUUUCUUGGAAAUGGAGACAAAAGCUGGGAAACAAAACAAGAGAAGUGUUGCUGAAUCAGAUGAUGUCUCCGGGACAAGGAGGCCAAAGCGAGCAGCAGCGUGUACAAACUUCAAGGAGAAACCUAUCCGUAUCUCUGAGAAAUCUGCAGCUGUUGAAGCCAAGAAGCAUCAGAUCGUGGACGAGGAGGUCGUGGGGAUCCAGUUAACUACUUCUAUGGAGAGAAACCAUGACCAACCUCGUCCAAAUCGGAGGCUAAAUGAAUUCAGUUUCCAUGAUUCAAACGGAGUUCCACAGCCUCUGGAGAUGUUGGAAGUUGAUGACGUCUUUGUCGGAGGUGUUAUCUUACCGUUAGAUAAUGACAAAGAGAAAGAAAAGGGUGUGAGGUGUCAAUCUUUUGGACGAGUAGAGAACUGGAAUAUCUCUGGUUAUGAAGAUGGUUCCCCGGUGAUAUGGAUCUCAACCGCGUUAGCCGAUUACGACUGUCGUAAACCUUCUACCAGCUACAAGAAGAUGUAUGAUUAUUUCUUUGAAAAGGCUUGUGCUUGUGUGGCUGUGUAUAAGCACUUGUCCAAGAAUCCUCAUACAAGUCUUGAUGAUCUUCUUGCGGCGGUUGUUAGAUCGAUGAACGGAAGCAAGUUCUUUUCUAGCAACGGGGCCAUCCAUGAUUUUGUUAUGUCCCAAGGAGAGUUCAUAUACAACCAACUAGCUGGGUUGGAUGAGACAAGCUUUGUUGAGAAUCCUAUUCUUAUCUCUCUAAGAGAUGAGAGUAGUAGAGUUCACAAGGCUUUGUCUAAUGUGGCUUUGUGGGUUGAUGAGAGCAAGGCCUCGACAUCUGGUGUUGUUGACAAGGAGAUGAAAUAUGCCAAACUACUACAAGAUGAAGAGUAUAGGAAAUUUCUGCAGCAGCCGAGAAGUAAGAGCACCUCAACUUCUGCUUCGAAGUUUUACGUUAAGAUCAAUGAAGACGAGAUUGCCAAUGAUUAUCCUCUCCCAGCUUACUAUAACAGCAUCAUAGAAGAAGCAGACGAGCUUUUACUUUCUGAUCCUGGGUACGAGGUUGAUACUAGUGAUCUACCUUGUAGAACACUUCACAACUGGGCUCUUUACAACUCUGAAUCACGGUUGAUAUCUCUAGAGCUUCUACCUAUGAAGCCAUGUGCUGAUAUAGAUGUCACCAUCUUCGGGUCAGGUGUGGUGACUAACGAUGAUGGAAAUGGGUUUUCUUUGGAUGAUUCGGAGAGCUCUACCUCUACGCAGUCGCAUGAUCCUGAUGGGAUGAAUAUAUUCCUCAGUCAAAUCAAGGAAUGGAUGGUAGAGUUUGGGUCAGAAAUGAUCUUCGUUACAUUACGAACAGAUAUGGCAUGGUAUCGACUUGGGAAACCGUCAGAACAAUAUGCUCCUUGGUUUGAACCUGUUAUGAAAACAGCCAGGAUCGGGAGGAGCAUUUUGGCUUUGCUCAAGAAUGAAACAAGAGCUGCUAAGCUUUCAUAUGCAGACGUCAUAAAAAGACUAUGCAAUAUGGAGAAGGACGAUAAAGCUUACAUCUCUGACAAACCAUUGGAUGUGGAGAGAUAUGUGGGCGUCCAUGCACAAAUUAUCUUGCAGCUUCUUACAGAAUAUCCUGACAAGGAUAUAAGAAAGUGCGCAUUUGUUCAUGGUCUUGCAAGUAAAUUGCAAGAUAGGCACCACACGAAAUGGGUCAUCAAGAAGGAGAAAGUCUUGCAGAAUGGAAAGAAUAAGAAUCCAAGGGCACAUAGGGCAUCCAAGAUGAAACCCAUGCAAGCUACAACAACUCGCCUUAUCAACAGAAUUUGGGGAGAGUUUUACUCCAUGUACUCUCCAGAGGUUUUACCUGAGGAGAUUGGUGAAGAAGAAAAGCCUGAAGAGCUUGAGGAGGAAGAGGAGGACGAGAAUGAGGAGGAUGACGCAGAGGAGACUCUGCCAGAAGCUGUUGGGGUUCAAAAGUCUCCUAGUCCUAAGAAAAUCAGAGGUAGUUCUGAGAAAAUGGAAGUGAAGUGGGAUGGUGAGAUUCUUGGAAACACUUCAGCUGGUGAGCCUCUCUAUGGCAAAGCUCUUGUUGGAGGGCAAAUGGUGGUUGUAGGUGAUGCUAUCAUCUUGGAAGUUGGUGAUCAAGAUGAGACUCCGGCGAUCUAUUUUGUGGAGUACAUGUUUGAAAGUGUAGAUCACUGCAAGAUGCUACAUGGUAAACUCUUACAGAGAGGAUCCAACACUGUUCUUGGGAAUGCGGCUAACAAGAGGGAACUAUUCUUGACUAAUGAAUGUCUUAUAGUUCAGCUCAAGGACAUAAAAGGAACAGUCGGUUUUGAGAUUCGAUCAAGGUCGUGGGGGCAUCAGUAUAGGAAGGAGAACACCAUUGCGGAUAGGCUCGAUCGGGAAAGAGCAGAAGAAAGAAAACAAAAAGGGGUUUCAACCGAUUACUACUGCAAAAGCUUGUACUCACCAGAGAAAGGUGGGUUCUUUAGUCUUCCAAGAAGUGAUAUGGGUCUUGGUUCUGGACUCUGCACUUCAUGUAAGAUAAGAGAGGAUGAAGCGGAAAGGUCUAAAACAAAACUUAAUGCUUCAAAGACAAACUUUUACUCCAAUGGAGUCGAGUAUUCUGUUGAGGAUUUUGUUUACAUAAUCCCCAGCUACAUAACUAAAGAUGGAUUGGAGAACGGUAGUAAGCGAAAACCUUUUAUAAGGUAUGGUCGAAACAUUGGGCUUAGUGCUUAUGUUGUUUGCCAAUUGCUUGACAUUGUUGUCGUAAGCGAACCUAAAAGGGCCAGUAAAGCUUCCUUCGAGGUUAAAGUAGCAAGGUUUUAUAGGCCUGAGGAUAUUUCUGGAGAGAAGGCAUAUACUUCAGACAUACAAGAGAUAUAUUAUAGCCAUGAUAAAUAUGUUCUUCCUCCAAUGGCUAUAAAGGGAAAAUGUGAAGUAAGGAAGAAAAAUCAUAUGCCCUUAUACUGUGAACAUCCAAUAUUAGACCAUAUCUUCUUCUGUGAACUUUUCUAUGACUCCUCUAAUGGUUCUCUCGGAAAGUUGCCUUCAAAUAUGAAGCUGAAGUUCUCUACAAGUAAAGAAGACAAACUUUUAAGAGAAAAGAAGGGGAAAGGAGAGAAGGGUGAAGCUAGCUCUGGGAUGAUUGUGAAGCCUGAUGAGGUACCUAAAGAGAUGCGUCUAGCUACACUAGAUAUUUUUGCUGGAUGUGGUGGCCUGUCUUAUGGACUAGAAAAAGCGGGUGUAUCUCAUACAAAGUGGGCGAUCGAGUAUGAAGAGCCAGCUGGGCAAGCUUUUAAGCAAAACCAUCCUGAAUCAACUGUUUUUGUUGACAACUGCAAUGUGAUUCUUAGGGCUAUAAUGGAGAAAUGUGGAGAUGUAGAUGAUUGUAUCUCUACUGUGGAGGCUACUGAACUUGCAGCUAAACUUGAUGAAUACCAGAAGAGUACUCUUCCAGUUCCUGGUCAAGUUGAUUUCAUCAACGGAGGACCUCCAUGUCAAGGGUUUUCUCGUAUGAACAGGUUCAGCGACAGCACUUGGAGUAAAGUCCAGUGUGAAAUGAUAUUGGCAUUCUUGUCCUUCGCUGAUUAUUUCCGGCCAAAAUAUUUUCUUCUAGAAAAUGUGAAGGGCUUUGUAUCAUACAAUGAAGGGCGUACAUUUCAACUUACUCUGGCUUCUCUUCUUGAAAUGGGGUACCAGGUAAGAUUUGGAAUCUUGGAGGCAGGUGCAUAUGGAAUAUCACAACCUCGUAAAAGAGCUUUCAUUUGGGCAGCUGCACCAGAAGAAGUUCUUCCACAGUGGCCUGAGCCAAUGCAUGUCUUUAAUAACCCGGGUUUAAAAAUCCCACUAUCUCGAGGUUUACAUUAUGCUGCUGUGGAGACUACUAAAUUUGGUGCACCUUUCCGCUCAAUCACGGUGAGAGACACAAUUGGCGAUCUUCCACCAGUAAAGAACGGAGAGUCCAAUAUAAUGAAAGAGUAUGAAGGUGCUGAUCCAGUCUCCUGGUUCCAAAAGAAGAUGAGAGGAAACAUAAUUGUUCUUACUGAUCAUAUAUGUAAAGAGAUGAACGAACUAAACCUCAUUCGAUGUAAGAAAAUCCCAAAGAGGCCAGGUGCUGAUUGGCGUGACCUGCCGGACGAAAACGUGAAGUUAUCAAAUGGGCUCAUGGAAAAGUUGAUUCCUUCUUGUCUAUCAAACAAAGCUAAGUACCACAAUGGUUAUAAAGGACUUUAUGGUAGAUUAGACUGGCAAGGCAACUUACCCAUUUCCAUCACCGAUCCACAGCCAAUGGGUAUGGUGGGAAUGUGCUUCCAUCCUGAACAGGACAGAAUUAUCACUGUCCGUGAAUGCGCCCGAUCUCAGGGCUUUCCAGAUAGCUAUGAGUUUUCAGGAAAGAUAAAACACAAACAUAGGCAGAUUGGGAAUGCAGUCCCUCCACCAUUGGCAUUUGCUCUCGGUCGGAAGCUUAAAGAAGCCCUACAUCUCAAGUGCUCUCUUCAACACCAAUCCUAAAAGGCACCCAAAUUUGCAUAAUGUAAAAUGAAUAAGAUGAUUUUCUUUAAAGCCCUCCAUCUCAAGACUCAAGUGUGCUCUCUUCAACACCAAUCCUAAAAUGUACCCAUAUUUGCAUAAUGUAAAAUGAAUAAGAUUGAUUGUCGUUUCAUUUUUCAUAAGUAUAA